AUGCUCUCCACGUCCCUCGUCAUCCUUGGCCUGACACCCACCCUGCUGUCCAACCUAGGUCCCACCAUCGCCGAGUCCUCCACGCUCUCAUCGCAGCGCCCGUUGCUCUCGUGGCUGCUCUCCUUCGGCGCCCCUGCCGUCAUGAUGUGCCGCAUCUGGACCUACGAUGACCCCUAUAACACCAUCGCCUCGCGACGGAACAGCUCCAAGCUUCUCGACCAUUUUGCCAUCGGCCGCACGCGCAGGUAUAGAUGGCUCAUUAACAUCGUCGAGUACGUCUUCGCAUUGGCCGCUAUUGCGAACAUCAUCCAUGUCAGCCUAGAUCUGGAAUUCCGCUCCGUAUCGACCUGGUAUUGUGAGAGCUGGUGGUUCCCUCUAACCUGGGUGCUGAUACUCGGCCUCAUCCACGCCAUUGGCACCAUUUCCUUCUGGAUGACGCCCAAGACGGUCGGAUGUGCUGAUGAAGCUGAGGGACUAGACGGCCUCGCGUCCAAAGCACCGAGAAUCAUCACUACCCAGGCCCCCAACCUCCUGGACUCUGAUUCUGAACUCAGUGGCCUGGGCCAUGUCAUGUACGGGACGCUUGUUUUUUCGAGCUUGAUGUUCUUGAUGGUCGAGGAUGCAGUGCCCGUGAUCAUUCGGUACGCUGCGUCGGCGGUGAUGUGUCGCUUCAUUAUCCAGUACGAAGAGUAUCGAGUGAAGCUAGACUCUCCCGGGGGUCCAGAACGACAAUCGCUUGAGGCGAAGGAGGUCAGCCAUGCGGCUGAGCGAGAGCCUCUGGCUAAUGGGAGAUCUACAGUAUAG
Messenger RNA from Penicillium canariense, 804 nucleotides. RefSeq lists its product as uncharacterized. The coding region runs from base 1 to 804 and encodes 267 amino acids. The transcript has 2 exons. The record is from RefSeq and is a predicted model, not a curated record. NCBI's taxonomy places the organism in Eukaryota, Fungi, Ascomycota, Eurotiomycetes, Eurotiales, Aspergillaceae.